Phascolarctos cinereus (koala) is the source of this 4680-nucleotide messenger RNA. Its product is annotated as hepatocyte nuclear factor 4-beta-like. Lineage: Eukaryota; Metazoa; Chordata; Mammalia; Diprotodontia; Phascolarctidae. The record is from RefSeq and is a predicted model, not a curated record. Gene Ontology annotation, molecular function: DNA-binding transcription factor activity; RNA polymerase II cis-regulatory region sequence-specific DNA binding; zinc ion binding. Gene Ontology annotation, biological process: regulation of DNA-templated transcription.
UGGGAGGCCUAAGGCCUGCGUUUUCUCCUGAGUAGACCUUGCCUGUGAUUGACACCAGGCUGUUGUGGUCUCAGCCCUGACUCUUGACAGGCGAUCAUGAAGCUUCAUGAAACCAUAAUGGAUAUGGAUAUGCCAGAUUAUAGUGUGUCGCUGGACUCUUCUUACACCAUGUUAGAGUUUGAGAACCUGCGGGUGCUACCCACAAACUCAGGACACAGAGACUCUGGCCUAGGCCCCCCAGAGGCCACAUCACCAGAAUCCAGCCAAGCCAACUUGCUGACUAAUGGAAUUAAUUCUCUCUGUUCCAUCUGUGGGGACCGUGCUACGGGCAAACACUAUGGUGCAUCCAGCUGUGACGGGUGCAAAGGAUUCUUCCGGAGGAGUGUCCGCAAGAACCACAUCUAUUCUUGCAGGUUUAACAGACAAUGUGUAAUUGACAAAGACAAGAGGAAUCAAUGCAGGUAUUGUCGAUUGAGGAAAUGUUUUAGAGCCGGAAUGAAGAAAGAAGCUGUACAGAAUGAACGAGAUCGGAUAAGUAUUCGCAGGAACAGCUACGAAGACAGCGGAUCCCUCUCAAUUGCCAUCCUGACUCAAGCAGAAGUGAUGGCAACCCAGCCCUCCUCCGUAAGCCCCACGAGUGGAACCAAUAUGGCCACAAAAAAGGUGGCCACCAUCAGUGACGUGUGUGAGUCCAUGAAGCAGCAGCUGUUGAUUCUGGUUGAAUGGGCCAAAUACAUCCCAGUGUUCUGGGAGCUCCCGCUAGAUGACCAGGUAGCAUUAUUAAGAGCCCACGCUGGAGAACACCUUCUUCUUGGAGUUGCCAAACGAUCUAUUCCCUACACGGAUUUCCUGCUUCUAGGAAAUGAUUUCAUUAUUCCUAUGCACUGCCCAGAACUGGAAAUUGCUCGAGUUGCUAUAAGAAUACUGGAAGAGUUGGUCAAGCCCUUGAGAGAAAUCCAAAUUGAUGACAACGAAUAUGCGUGUCUUAAAGCUAUUAUAUUCUUUGAUCCAGACUGCAAAGGCCUGAGCGACCCUGGAAAGGUGAAACGAAUGCGCUUCCAGGUGCAGGUGAACCUGGAGGACUACGUCACGGACCGGCAGUACGACUCGCGGGGCCGCUUCAGCGACCUCCUCCUCCUGCUGCCCCCGCUGCAGAGCAUCACCUGGCAGAUGAUAGAGCAGAUCCAGUUUGUGAAACUCUUCGGCAUGGCUCGCAUCGACAGCUUGCUGCAGGAAAUGCUCCUGGGAGGGAACACCACAGAGAUGCCCCAGUAUCAUUCUGGGAUGCCCAGCCUAAACCUGGAGCCAGACACAAGCCAUAUCCUUCCCAACACCCUCAGUUCAGUGAUCCAGGCUGCCCCUUCGGCAAGCCAGAGCUGCUCCUUUACAGAAGGUCAUGCAUCUCCAGACACAUCUGUCUCUUCUACAAGCCCUGGGAAAGAAGAUUAUAAAUUGGACCCUGCCAGAGGGACCUGAGAUGCCCAUUCAAAUACUGCCCCAGAUCAUCAUUCCUAAGCAAGAGAUUUUAUAAGCCACGAAAGGGAAGAGACUUAAGCCCCCUAGGAAGUCAGCUACAAGCCAGUCUCCUUACCUUUCCAGGUGUGAGCCCCCAUGACUGCCUCAGCUCCACAGCCCACUCAGAUUUCAGGGGCUGAGGAUUCCAAUGGUCACAUCCAGUUGGCUACCUGGUUAGUACCAGGAUUUUUGUUGGUCCCUGGAUUGGUUCCCCAGGGCCUCUUUCCCUCUUGAAAAUAUAAGAUGGCCAAACUUUGGAGACACUUUAAAGUAAAUGUCUCCAAAAGCUGUCCAGCAGAACUGAAAAGUCACUAUGGUCUAACUCUAUUUGGCAGGAUUGAAAUCUCCAGCUUCUAUUAGCAAAACACAAAGCAACAGGGAUCCAACUAAUUUAUGUCCCCAGCUUAAGAUGUUUUUAGACCUGGAGGCAGAACAUGAAGCCCAUACAUACACAGAGAACACACAUUGAGUGUAUUUUUAAAAAUAGCCCAUUUGCAAAUUGGGCAGAGGGGGUAUACUCAGGAAUCCACCUGCCAGUUUGAAGAAGGGCUCAGCUAUCUUUCAUCCAAUUCCUAGAAACAUCUGCUAAAGAUGCCUACUACGUGCAAGGUACUGCACUAAUCACUGGACUGAUUUUACAACAUAUGGGCUCUAACAUCCUUUCCCUGUUUCCUCCUUCCUGCCAGUCACACCUUACCCCAUCUUCUCAAAGUAUUUCAAUGCAACAUCUACAAAAGACCAUGCAAUUUCCCCGCCUCAACCACAUCACAUCAAUACCUUAAAACAGUUAGGAAUAAUUGGUUAUCGAUGGGGAAUUUUGGUUUGGUUCUGAUAAGACAAUAUGUCCAUUACAAAGGGAUGUAGUGCCAGUUGUGUGGCCAUAAAGGAGUCACUGAACCCCACUGGCCUCAUCUGUAAAAUGGGGGUAGUUGGCAGUUCCCACCUUGCCAGGUUGUGGUAAGGAUCAAUGGAGAUUAUGUAUGUAAAGGGACAAGUGUGAAGUGAAUAUCUGCUAUUAAUAUGAAGUCAUGAAACCUCUCUGCAUUUUAACCACCCCAUCCCUGCCUCCAUUCCCAGUUUCAGACCUCCUAAUCUCUCAGACUUCUGCUAAACCAGCUUUUCUCAGUGGCUGAGUACUUGAAUCAAGCUUCACGUCACAAAGACCCUUUUGCCUGACACAGAUGAAGUGUGACAAUAAUGAGACAGAGGUUCAAAUAGACAGAUGUUGAAUGUGCAAAUAUGUGUUAUCCCCAUCUAUGCGUGGGAAGCAACUGACAGAACUAAUUCUUGCUCAGGGCACUUCCUCUCAAAAUUACCUUUAGAGCCAAAAUCAUUCUUUUAUUCUCAGGGAUGACAAAUCUGUCCUAUGACAAUGGAUUUGAGUUUGGAAGCGGCAGAGUCAUUCUAGGUCAUAGCAGGGGACUGAAGCAGGGGACCAAAUUGGAUACAACCAUUUAGGUAAAAAAAUGAGGGGUGAUAUAUAAAAGGAAUGACUCUGGUGUCAGCUCUGCUUACUAAAGACUCAAAUCAAAAUAGACUGGCUCCUGAAGGUCACACAUAUUUGAAGCAAAGACAGAAUCUUCAGCACACAUAUAGCUUCCCAUGGUGACUGCCUUGAAGGGAAUAAUAUUAUCCCUUUGGAUAUGUAAAUUCUAAUCUGUUAAAAUAAAUCUGUCCCAUGACUUCAUCGUCACACCUUAUAUAUGAGCAAUAUAAUUAAUGCAGGUAUUUUCCACAUUAGUCAAGAGUUGUGAAAAUGUCUCAUUACUGAUGUCCUUUUUAUAGCUGUAUUUUUUUUAAAAAACUGAAUAUAAACAUGUACAUUUAGAUUUUCAAAAUAUACAACCAUAUAUAUUACAUACAUAUAUGUAUAUAUAUGUAUAUGUGUAUAUAUGUAUUCAAACACAUAUCACUAUAGGAACAGAAAAAAUAUCUGAUCAAUGUUCUCACAUGCGUAAAGCUGCAUAUCUGGAACCUCUUGACCAAUUUUCCACGUACAGUAUUAAUGCUCAAAAAUCUAGAAAGUCAAGUGAUAUUUCUGUUUGCUGAGGUUAGCCUACAGCAUGAAAAUGUCAUCAUUGCAAUGUGUGGCUUGUUUUCAUGGCCUUUUAAGAUUUUUAAAUCUUGCUUCUUCCAACUGGAAAGACAGAAAUCACAUCAAUAUUCAAAAUGCCUGGUGCCUUGAACUUCAUCAAGCCAGAAUAUGGCAGUAAAACUGAAGACACGCUAAUGUACCUCAGCUAAGCCUGGCAUGGCAAACACACCACCCUGUACCACCUGUGACACUAAAUGGUAGCCAAUGAAACCCAAAAUUUAACUGUUGAUUUUUGCAAAUCAUUACUUAACAAAUGGCCAGUGAUCACUGUCAUACCAGAAAAUGAAUUUGACUAUAAUCAUGCAAUGAUCAAAUCACAGUUUUCUCUUGAACUCGGGAGUCAUUUUUUCAGGCAUUAACUCAUGAAUCUUCAAUAUCUUGCAAGGCAAAGGAGUGAUUUUAGGUGGAGGACUUUUUUUCCAGACUGAUUUGGCAGAUCAGGAAAUGGAAACCAUGUCAAUAAUUCAAAAUCAUUUUUGUGCAUCUCACAAAUUACAUUGGUUCUACACAACCAUGACUAGAUAUCUGAGGGAAGGGGCAGAAAUCCUGAGCGCCACACUGCCGAGAAGGGCACAUUCCAUUUUCACUGACCCCAGACCUUACAGGUCCCCAAAUCCAGUGCAAUGGUAUAGGUAAUUCUCCCCAGUUGUAAUCAUACUGGUGAGGAAGAACCCAGAAGAGGUCUGUGACAGCAACAGAAUUCUCAGGAUGUCCUAGGACCAAUACUGUAUGUGUCCUAGGACACCUAACUGGAUGUGGGCUCACAGUGGCCCUCUGCUAGUUACAGCUCUGCUUACCAAACACUCAAAUCAAAAUAAUGAGAUGCAAUACAAGAGGAAAAUUAGUGAAGCCCAAGAAGUGUUCCGUUUUUACUAGAUCCCUUUCUUACCAGUGUGAUGUUGAAGCUAAUUCUUGUUCCCCCAAGGGUCUCUCAAAAACAAUAUUUACUGACUACUUUCUGGAAGGAGGUAGAUAGCUGCAUGUACAGGUAUCGUAGGCAUCAUUCUUGAAUUUACUUGUCUUUACAAUUUCUGGGUUUCUUUUUCCAAAUAAAACACAGGACCAUUAUA